Egretta garzetta (little egret) is the source of this 4585-nucleotide messenger RNA. RefSeq names its product unk like zinc finger (gene UNKL). The record is from RefSeq and is a predicted model, not a curated record. The transcript has 15 exons. Bases 960 to 3080 code for a protein of 706 amino acids. Gene Ontology annotation, molecular function: metal ion binding. Lineage: Eukaryota; Metazoa; Chordata; Aves; Pelecaniformes; Ardeidae.
CCGAGGCCCCCCCACGCACACGCUCUGACGGGGCUUCCGCGGCUCCUGAGCCUUGCGUCGCCCCCCUCGGCUCGAGCCCUGGGGACGCUCCCGUGGCAAUGUUUGCAGAGCUUGCCGUACCGAGACAGCUGCCCGGUGCUCGCCGCCCCCUCUGCAAGCCCGUCCGUUUUCUGCUGAUACCGUCCAUAAAGUCCCUGCAGCCCUCUGGCAGCCCACCUCACGUAGGACCGUGUGUUCCCCACGAGUGCAGAAUAACUUGCCACUUAGUUGUGCCGUUCCUUCGCUCCCAUCACUUCUAUAAGGUCACAUUGCCAGCACUCUCAGAAAGACCGCAAGAAUGUACCUAGAUACUGCUACAGCCGUCCUACAGCCCGUCCCACAGCCCUUAGUGUCCAAAAAGUCUAUUCCUUUUGUGUUUGUUUUUUCCUCCCCACAAUCCUGAAUAGUUUUAGAGAUUCUUCUCUAAACUCAAAGACGUGCUUCGUAACUCUGCGUCAUUACAUCCCCCACGUGCCAAUUUAAGCGACUGAGGAUGAAAAGAUGCCCUUUAUUCCUCUUCCUUUCCUUUCCCUGUAUCUUUGCCUGUAACCUGUUACGCAUCCUGCACCCUUUUAGAGACCUCUGGGAACUCUGAGGUUCUUCUGCAAAACCCCCAUAUACCCCUUCCUCUGCAAAACUCCCUAACUUUAGUGGCGUAAUUGGCUUGCUAAACUGGCAGAAACCGAGACAGGAGGAAGUGCUGCCUUGCAUCCCCUGGCGAAUGCCGCAGUAGUGCCCAGCCUGGCAUGACUGUGAUACCCUGCGGAAGGAAGUACCCGACUUGCUGACCAGCUCCUGUGCCCUGCGUGCCAGCGCAGGGCCUCGCUAAUGCCUCCGUAACCUCCAAACUGUCUUCCCAGACUGUCUCAACACAAACAUAACAGGCGCUAAACGUCGUCGUAGACCUAUACGAAGGCGUGAUGGGACUUUUAACUACAGUCCAGAUGUUUAUUGUGCAAAAUACGAUGAGACUACAGGAAUCUGCCCAGAUGGAGAUGAGGGAUACAGAAAGGAAGUAUCAUCUCAGAUAUUACAAGACGGGAACAUGCAUUCAUGAGACAGAUGCCCGGGGUCACUGUGUGAAGAAUGGAAUUCACUGUGCCUUUGCUCAUGGCCCACAUGACCUUAGACCACCAGUAUAUGACAUAAGAGAACUUCAGGCACAGGAAACCUUACAGAAUGGGCAGCUAGGAUGCGGUGAAGGCAUUCCAGAUCUGCAGCCAGGAAUUUUAGCAAGCCAGGCAAUGAUUGAGAAGAUCCUUAGUGAAGAUCCAAGAUGGCAGGACACAAAUUUUGUAUUAGCUGGCUACAAGACAGAACAAUGUACCAAGCCACCCAGACUCUGCCGCCAGGGUUAUGCAUGUCCACACUAUCACAAUAGUCGAGAUAGAAGACGAAAUCCAAGAAAAUUCAAAUACAGGUCCACUCCUUGCCCCAGUGUAAAACAUGCAGAUGAAUGGGGUGAACCUUCAAGGUGUGAAAGUGGGGAUAGCUGUCAAUAUUGUCAUUCUCGUACAGAGCAGCAGUUUCAUCCUGAGAUAUAUAAAUCUACAAAGUGCAAUGACAUGCGCCAAACAGGUUACUGCCCACGUGGUCCAUUUUGUGCGUUUGCACAUGUUGAAAAGGACACCAUGAAUGUAGUCAUACUGCAAACUGGUUGUCAAUCAAAGCCAGGCGCUCAUCUGUUUUCAGCAGACAGCAUAGGAAUUGCAAAUGAAUGGAGCAGCAGUCUUAACUCCACAAACAGCAGUACAAAUAGCAGUGGGCAGUCUGGAAAUAUCUCCUGUUCUUCGAGUCCAACUGUAACAUCAAGUUCUGGUAGCAGUAGUUCUUUAUCGCCCCUUGGACCUCUUUAUAGACAGAGAUCAUUAGCAAAUGGCGUUUUAUGUUCUGAGUCUAGCACAUCAGCUGUUUCUUCACCAACAUCUAGCUAUCCAAAAGCACCGGGCUUCGAACGAGAGGAUCAGGCAAAGCAUCGAACCUUCCCAGCUGAGAAUCAGCAGAAAAUAAAUGAACAAGACAGCAAGCAGGACCAUCUCAGUGUUUUUUCAGCAGUCAAUCCACUUACUUCAAGUAUAACUUCCAGUCUGGCCUCCAGCGUUGGGUCAGACAAUUCACCCCCUGCAGCCGUCUCUGCUGUCAGUGCCAGAGCUCCUCCAUUCUAUUCCGGCAGUGACACCGUUGAAUCGGUUAUAGGUCAAAGAUUACUGGGAAGUUCAGCACCUGUCAAUAUUCCAGGUUCUCUUGUUCGUUCCUCAUCUUUACAUUCGUCAUCGUCCCUCUCAACCUCUCCACUCAGUUCUCUUUCGCAAUCGCUGUCUCAGUCUUUUGUCUCGUCCACUGCGGCUCCUCAGCACCAGCAGCCUCAGCCGCUGAAGACAGAACAUAGCAUGUUAGGCCCCUCAGCCUCUCCUCACAACUCCUUAGGUCUAAAUGGUGUUACAGGGAACAUCUGGGACUUUGUAACUGGGAGUUUCUCUCCUAGUCCCUCUCCAGUACUAAGCAGUGGCACUACCCCCUCAGUAAGUUCAAACACCAGUGGGAACGAACUCACUCGAGUUAGACAGGAACUUGAUGAUGCCAAGAGAAAACUAAAGCAAUGGGAAGAAUCUUGGCAACAAGUAAAACAGGCGUGUGAUGCAUGGCAGAAAGAGGCUCAAGAAGCAAAAGAACGUGCUAACAUCGCAGAUGCAGACAAACAACUCGCUCUUCAGAAGAAGGAGGAAGUGGAAAAUAAAUUAAAAAAGCUGAAGGCGCAGUUAGCUGCUUGUCUAUCGACUACAUUACCUUGUAUGAAAAACUAUGGAGAUAUAGAAAAGGUAUCCUUGCCAAAGCUUCGUUCCUUACAAAAUCGGCUGCACUUAGAUUUAGAAACAAUAGAUGAGGUGAUUUUUCAGCUUCAGUCAAAGAAGUGUAUCCUGUGUCAGGAAGGUGACUGUGGUAUUGUCCUGAAUCCAUGUCAACAUUACGUACUUUGUGAUCACUGUGCAGCUGCACAAGAAGAAUGUCCCUACUGCAAGAAAAAAAAAAAUCUGUGGUAACAUACAGGCAUAGUUCUUGUAUCACGUUCAUUAAUUAAAUAAUUUUAUGGGUUUGUAUUUUGUAUAAGAAUUAUAUCACUCAUAAUUAAUCCAUUUAAUAGUGCUAGACUGAUUUCCAUUUUGAUGUGAGAAACUUGGUUGGUUGAAGAUAGAGAGAGGGCUCGCUCAUCUUUACGUAUCAACAUCAGUCACUUGAUGGGGUUCUGUAGUCUUGCGGUUCUCUCAUUGCCCCCUGAUCCCAUCGCAGCCUUUUCUGACUUCCAUUCACAUACCUAGCGCACAAGCUACUUAGGUCCAUUUACUGUGUAAUCACUUUGUAUAAAUCUUACCAUAAUGCCUGAGUUAAAUCUUUAUACCUGUUGUUUUCAUUAACAGAAGAUGGAUACGUAGGCACAAUAACUCCCCACUCAACAGUACAAACGGUCCCUUGGCCACGUCUGUUGUGUGCGGAACUCCAGAGCCAGUAUUUUGGAAUCGGUCUAACACUAUGUUUACUUGGAUGUUUGAAAAACUCUAAUUAAUAUAAAAGCACUUUUUAAUUAUUGUGUUUUGUUAGAAGAUAUGUUGUAAAUUGCUUCAAGCUGCUUUCUAGGUCUUAUGUUUAUUUUUUAAUAUGCAAUAAUAUGAUGUGUUAUAGGAGUACUGUGAAUUUAAAAUAUUCCACAUGGUUUUCCUGUUAAAUCACAACAUGAUUAAAUAGAAAUGACAACUUAUCUGGUUUUUUUUACAAUUUAUAAGUUAACUGCAUACUGUCGUAUUUAUAAAUGUACCAGCGGAGACAUAACCACUGAGGCACAUGUGCUUUCGUAUUCAAAGACGUGUUUUCAAUUUUGUGAAAUGGAUCAGUUUUAGUAAACAACUGUGCAUUUGCCUAUUUCCCUCAGUUUGGAUGUUUGUGGUCUUAAAGUUUUUGUAGAUCUCCUAACCUGUGUGGUACUCAUCGGGAGCACACAUGAUAUAUAUAUAUAAAAUAUUACCAAGUGCCUAUGCCCCAUAUCCUAUAAAAUGGCAGAAGACAGAAGACAUAAAAAAAGAAUUUUGCAAAUAAUUUCUAUUGCUUAAUUUUGUAUUGAACAAUUUGACAGUAACUAGCAUAUGUCUCUUGCUUUUAUAAAUAUUUAAAAAUACACUUUUUUCAGUAAUGAAGUAAUACACGUUUGAAAGGAGCUACAAAAUUAUUUAAGUAUGUAAUCAGGCAGUGGCACGUUGACACAGUGAUUCUUUUGAAGGGCAGUAGCAUCCUUACUUCAUCCUGGUAGUUAGGAACAUGCAGUUCAGGAGGAGAAGUUAAUUAAUGUCUGCAUGUUAACACUGUAUAUUUUUACUUUUCUUACAUGGAACAACAGCCUGCAUUACUCGCUUUUUCUGUUAAAUCCAAGUGUGACACUGGUACGACUCAGACUGAAAUGACCUAUGACUGUAUGACGUGACUUGCAUUGCCGUAUUACUGUACUCGGUACAAAAAGCGAGUUCACACAGGCAGCAAAGAGUUUAUCUGUUUAAAA